Molecule: messenger RNA, 1167 nt
Organism: Parastagonospora nodorum SN15
Lineage: Eukaryota; Fungi; Ascomycota; Dothideomycetes; Pleosporales; Phaeosphaeriaceae
Exons: 1
Coding region: 1-1167 (388 amino acids)
Source: RefSeq, a predicted model, not a curated record
AUGCCUUUGUCUAUAGUUGCCGCCCUUAGCGGCAUCGGUAUCGCAUUAGCCAUCUACACAGCUACCAUCUUCUCGAUCCUACACGUUCCUUGGAUCGAAACCCAUGCUGUUUACAUGCAUAAACUACGACUGAUUGGUCGUAAAGAUCUAAGGUAUCCAGAACAAUUCGGAUUCGCUCAUCGUCAAGUGUCAUCUUUCUUCCUCGAAACCAAAGACGGCGUCAGCUUGCAUGCCUGGCAUGUCUUGCCGGUUGGUGUGUACCACAAGAACGCCACACGGUUGGUGCGCCAAUGUUUGGAUGCAAAGUCUCAAGACACACUCAACUUUAACUUGUUGAAGAGUGAUCCGGAGGCUAGACUGGUCAUUCAUACCCAUGGUUCUUCGGGGGCUUUGGCGGCCUACUGUCGUAGCGAAACAUACCGCGCCUUAUCGUCACUGGCACCCAACAAGAUUCACGGGUUGGCAUUCGACUAUCGUGGCUUCGGUCUGUCUUCCGGCGUCCCAAGUGAGCAAGGUCUCCGUGUCGACGCACAAGCUAUCUUCGACUGGGCCCAUAAGACUGCAGGGGUGCCAUCAGAACGUAUCGUGGUCUUCGGACAGUCGAUGGGCUCCAGUGUAGCCAUUGCCCUUACACGAGACCUUGCACUGCAGAAGAUAUCAGUGGCCGGCCUUAUAAUUACGGGGGCUUUUCCGGACGUGCCAACAAUGUUAGGCAAAUAUCGUACUAUCUUUAGCCUUCGACCCUUUGGGCUGCUCGCUAGAUUCCCGGGGCUGAUAGCAUUCUGCACUCGGCGCAUGCGCAACAAGUGGGCGAACAUAGACGCGCUGAUGGAUCUCGUGCGUAACUGCUCUCGUUACCAUGUUCAAAUAUUGCACGCCCAAGACGAUCGUAUUGUGCCUUGGACUUUCAGCAACAGCUUCUUUGAGGACGCAGUCAGAGCUGCUGGUCAUUCGCAACUUGGCGACGAAGAGUUUGAAGAAGAGAAGAAGAGGAGGACAAAUCAAAUGGGGGAGGGAGGCUGGUCUGUCGAGUGGCCGACGUCUCGCGGAUUGAUACGACAGGAGGUACCGCGUUAUGGUGAACAUGAUAAGAUUAUGUUGCAUCCGAGUAUCGCGUUGGCCGUGAUACGGGCAUUUCAGAGCAGAGAAUCUAAUUUCCAGGGUUGA